UUUCUCAUUUUCGGAAGGAACAACUAGAAGUAGGUCAAGCAUCCACCAAGUCAGAAAACUGUCGUCGCAAUGGAUUUUGGUCCGGUUGCCCUUGCCCUCGUCGCGGUGCUCUGUUUUGCAUCACCAGUAGACUCAAAACCAAAAUGUUUCGUUUUGAGUUGCUCCGUCGGCCCACUUUUAGGAGGACCUUGGUUUACCAAACCGCCAACCAUGAACAUUUGCUUCGACGAUCGUGAGCAUCGUGGUGAUUUUUGGGAUGGAAGUGGUCACCUUCCUGCCAUAAACGAUCUGGUCGUCUCUGAUACUAUUUAUAGGUAUUUUCACUCGCUGAGAUAUUACAUAAGACCUGUCUGCGCGCCUGGUUACAUAGUCCGAAACUUCGCGUCGUGUACAACUGAGAUUGUGACUCGAGCACUGGAGUUUGAAGAUCGUAUGCCAUCGAGUCUAGGAGGCCUAUUUUGUGCUCCAAAAUGGUUUCGGACAUGCGCAUGGAAUCAAAACGACAUGGACACUGUCCGCGAAGUGAAUGGAAGGUGCGAAUGCAUACCAGGCUACGUCUUGAACACAGUGGCUCGGGCUUGCCAGGCACGCAUCUGCCAGGUACCACUAAUAACGAAUGGAUGGAGAAACAGGGCCAAUACCCCCUUUCUCCAAUAUGCAUACAUUGGAUGCAAUCCGAAUUAUGUGUUGGUUGGCGAAGGUUGGACAAGAUGCACUUCUGAUGGCACACUCAGUUCGGUGCAAAAAUGCAUACCGAUGAACUGUUCAGUGCCAGCAAUUCAGAAUGGAGCAAGGCAGAAGAGCCUUAUUGUCUUUCCAGAAACGGCGCACUACACCUGUUCUAGUGGUUCAGUACUUGUUGGAGACCCAAGGCCGGGCUGUACUCCUACAGGCCAUCUCACUUCAUUGCCACACUGUCAAUCUUGUAGUCAUACUGCCGCUGAUCGAAUUCUCAGCAUAUCAUCGGAGGGCAGUGUCACGUGUGAAUCUGGCUAUAUAUAUGCUCACCCUGCACCGCCGUGUAGUGACGGAACAGACCGGGCGCUCUCAUGUUCUCCCAUCAACUGCACAGUACCCGAGAUUCUGCACGCAGUUCGAGAACAAGCCACUGUGUCUUACACAGAGACUGCCAACUACACAUGCCUGCUAGGGUAUGAAAUGACUGGAGAAGCGAAUCCAACCUGCAACGCUACUAAACAGCUCACAACCAUUCCUGCUUGCAACCCUAUCACGUGCAUUGCGCCGAAUGUCCGUUACGCAGGUGUCGAGCCAGCAGUUGUAUCCUAUCCCGGAAGGGUGCAAUAUAAAUGUGGAAUCGGGUUUGUGCUCAACGGAGAUGCAAAUCCAACAUGUACACUCUCUGGAAACCUCACUUCCCUGCCCAACUGUUCAGUGGUGAUCUGCAGAGUGCCGUCAAUACCUAACGGUGGAAGUAGGAGAGCAGAGGCUAGUUUCGCUGAAAGGGUCAACUACACGUGUAAUGCAGGAUACAGUUUGCAUCUUCCCAGCUAUAAGCCUAUCUGUGGAGCAAACGGCAAUGUCAAUUAUGUGCCAUCUUGCAAGCGAGACAAUGGACUUAGUGGAAAUGAGACCUGUCAAGAAACCGGUGCAGUCCUCAAAAUCUCAGACCAAAAGUACAAUUUUUAUAGCGCCAGGGCCCUUUGCAACAAGCAUAAAGGAAGGCUUUUGAGCCAAAAGGCUUUAAGAAGUGGGUGCGCAACCGAUAUUCUCGCAGGUGACAAGAAGGUCUGGAUAUAUGAAAAAUCAAAUCUGAAUUAUCCGAUGAGGUCAGUAAACAUCGGAUUUUACGAAAACAUCCACCACCUACUAAAUGUCGUGUGUGAAAUAGGAACACAGCAGAUGUACUUACAUAUUAUGUAA
Molecule: messenger RNA, 1881 nt
Organism: Sycon ciliatum
Lineage: Eukaryota; Metazoa; Porifera; Calcarea; Leucosolenida; Sycettidae
Product: sushi, von Willebrand factor type A, EGF and pentraxin domain-containing protein 1-like
Exons: 11
Coding region: 70-1881 (603 amino acids)
Source: RefSeq, a predicted model, not a curated record